AUGCUCCUGGCGCUGGCCGCUACGAUCCAGCUCUCGUCGGCCGAGACAAUCCUGGGUGCAUAUGUUUUCCAUCGCCAUGGCGAUCGCACCGCAAAGAGCACUCCUCCUUCGUCUCUGACCGACCUGGGGUAUGUUGAAGUGAAUGGUCACGGAUCGUACUACAACUCCCGCUACAUUGCAAACUCCUCGGCAGCCCGCAUCCUAGGCAUCGAGAGCGACGUUGUUAAGCUCUCUCAACUUGCUGUCUCGUCGCCAUCCGACAAUGUCCUGCAGAACUCGGCCGCUGGCUGGCUUCAAGGUCUUUAUCCCCCGGCCGGCUACGCCUCAAACCAGACUCUUCGCAACGGCAGUAAAGUGGAAUCUCCUUUGAAUGGGUUCCAAUUGAUCCCCAUCUCAAUCACUUCAACGAACGGCGGAAGCGAAAACUCACAAUGGUUACAAGGCGCCACAAACUGCCAGAAUGCAGAGUCGAGCAGCAAUGACUUUUUCAAUUCAGAUCUCUUUAAUUCCUACCAGUCUUCGUCCCUCGACUUAUACCGCAGCGUUUCUCCGGCUGUGAAUGGGACAUUUAACGAAAGUCAAUUGACCUUUAAGAAUGCGUACACAAUUUGGGAUUUACUCAAUGUCGCCUUGAUCCACAAUUCAACAGACUCUAAUCCCGCUCUGGCUGAUGUCAGCACUGACACGAUGCACCAGCUAUUCCUGCUCGCCAACAUCCACGAGUACAACCUUGCAUACAACUCCACGGAUGCCGUUCGUGCCAUCUCUGGUGCUGUUCUGGCCGGCCAGGUCCUGACGGCCCUCAACUCUACCAUUACCGGUAACGGAAAAUCCAAACUCAACGUCCAAUUCGGAGCAUACGGCACAUUCUUGUCAUACUUCGGCCUUGCUGGCCUGCCUCCUACAAACGCAAUCUUCACUGGCAUCCCUGAUUAUGCCUCCAGCAUGGCCUGGGAACUAGUCACCAACGCAACUGUUUCGGCCAAUGGCGACUUCCCGUCAACCUCGGAUAUCAGUGUGCGCUUCUUGUUUAACAAUGGCACAUCCUCCUCUUCCGCCGAUCUCACUCCCUACGCCUUGUUCGGUGGAUCCUCUAUCGAAAUUCCAUGGGAUGAUUUCGUGUCCCAAACGCAGAAAUUUGCCGUGACAGAUCAGCAACAGUGGUGCAGCCUCUGCGGUAAUACUGAUGGUGCUUGUGCCAGCAACACUACCUCGUCUGGAUCUGGAUCCUCGACCCCUGCAGCAGCAUCAAGUUCGAAUGGGUCGGGAAUUUCGACGGCCGUUGCAGGCGUCAUUGGUGCUAUGGUUACACUAGGUGUCAUCCUAGGUCUGGAGGCUCUUAUCUUGCUGCUCGGUGGAUUGAGACUUGUUAAGAAGGGUGCUUCUGCUGCUGCCCUUUCUACAAAUGGUGCAGCCGAGAAGUGA
This is a messenger RNA of Talaromyces proteolyticus, 1425 nucleotides long. RefSeq names its product histidine phosphatase superfamily. The record is from RefSeq and is a predicted model, not a curated record. The coding region runs from base 1 to 1425 and encodes 474 amino acids. Lineage: Eukaryota; Fungi; Ascomycota; Eurotiomycetes; Eurotiales; Trichocomaceae. The transcript has a single exon. Gene Ontology annotation, biological process: dephosphorylation. Gene Ontology annotation, molecular function: phosphatase activity.